Molecule: messenger RNA, 4474 nt
Organism: Myxocyprinus asiaticus (Chinese sucker)
Lineage: Eukaryota; Metazoa; Chordata; Actinopteri; Cypriniformes; Catostomidae
Gene: ptk2ba
Product: protein tyrosine kinase 2 beta, a
Exons: 31
Coding region: 232-3102 (956 amino acids)
Biological process (GO): signal complex assembly; protein phosphorylation
Cellular component (GO): focal adhesion; cytoskeleton
Molecular function (GO): protein tyrosine kinase activity; ATP binding
Source: RefSeq, a predicted model, not a curated record
GGAAGUCAGAGGCACAUGUGGGGUGUGUCCAAAACACACAAUUGAGUAAUGCACAGCUAUCACUAUCUUAGUUUGGAAGUGUUUGAAUUAAACAAUCACUGGACAAGAGAGAAAAUGUUGGAUUGAACAGCAGCUCUUGCUCAGGGAUCAUAGUAAUGCAGGAGUAAACUCGUUCACACAUCAAAGACAUGGAGCCCCUCAAGAGCUGAUAUUCACUUAAGGAUCUUGUUCAUGACAGCCUAUAUAGAGAUGUCGGGUGACACCAGUACGUUGUCAUGGAAACCAACUCCAGCCGGCCUGCCACAGGAGUCAACUGUUGAGAUGGAGAAUAAAUGCGGAGGGCGGGUGAAAAUCCUCAAAGUGUGCUUCAUAAGCAACAGCGCCAACCUGGGCAAGAACUUCAAACUGGUCAAAUGUGAAAGUUCCUGGAAUAUCAGGAAAAUAAUUCAGUCCAUUCUGGACAGCGGGCGCCUUGGUCCCAACAUCAAGUUUCCGGAAUGCUACGGUCUGCUGCUCAAACAUCUGAAAUCAGACGAGGUUCACUGGCUUCACCCAAACCUGACCGUAGCAGACGUGGAGCAGAAAUAUGAACAACAACACGUCGAGGCAGAGUGGAGAUAUGAUUUAAGGAUCCGAUACAUUUCUCCUGAUUUCCUUGAGGAGUUAAAGGAAGACAAAACAACUAUGCUCUACUUCUACCAGCAGGUUCGCAGUGACUACAUGCAGCACAGCGCUAGCAGAGUCAGUGAUGGGAUGGCCUUACAGUUGGGCUGUCUUGAGAUCAGGAGAUUUUAUAAAGACAUGAAUGCCCACGGACUGGAGAAAAAAUCAAAUUUUGAGUUCCUUGAGAAAGACGUUGGCCUGGAAUUGUUUUUUCCUCAAGAAUUAAUUCACAGUAUGAAGCCGAAGCAUCUGAGGAAACUGAUCCAGCAAACGUUCCAACAGUUUGCUUUGCUAAAGGAGGAGCAGUGUAUCAUGAAGUUCUUUGAGACGUUAUCUGUGUUUUCAAGUUUUGAUGAGGAAGUAUUUCCUUGUGAGCUGGUGCAAGGUUGGAGUGUGUCUGUGGAUCUGGUUAUCGGCCCUAAAGGUAUUCGGCAACGCACAGACAAAAGCUGUGUGCCUGUCUGUCUAGCCACUUUUGCACAAAUUCGAAGUAUUAAAUGCUCUCUUCAAAAUGAUGGCAAGGCGCUGUUAAAUGUAGAUAUAGAAGGAGCUAAACAGCCAUUGUCCAUCAGCACAUCUUCUCUGGCUAUUGCUGAGAACAUGGCUGAUUUAAUCGACGGCUACUGUCGUUUAGAGCACGGCAAGGAGAUGUCUUUAAUAGUGCAGCCUAGUAAAGACAGAGAAGCCAGAAUCUUUCUACCUCCUUUACCCGGCGGUAAGGAAAAUAGCAGAUCUGGCGGAGAAAGCACAAAUUCAGAUAUUUAUGCAGAGAUACCAGAAGAUAAACCAGUUACAACAGGUAAAUUCAGCCUCUCGCGGAAUGAUAUUGUCCUCGGACGAAUUCUGGGUGAAGGUUUCUUUGGUGAAGUUCAUGAUGGCAUCUACAAAAGCAAGUCAGGGGAUAGAGUGAAUGUGGCCGUAAAAACAUGCAAAGACUGCACUGCUGACGUCAAGGAAAAAUUCAUGAGUGAAGCUUUGAUCAUGAAGAAAUUGGACCAUCCACACAUCGUGAGACUCAUAGGAAUUAUAGAAGAGGAUCCAGUGUGGAUUGUUAUGGAGCUUUACCAGUAUGGAGAGCUAGGAAAUUACCUGAUGGAGAAUGAGCACAAACUGACUAAUGUCACCCUGAUGCUGUACAGUCUGCAGAUCAGUAAAGCUCUGGCUUACCUAGAGGGCAUCAAUAUGGUACACAGAGACAUUGCUGUAAGAAACGUGCUAGUCGCUAAACCAGACUGCGUAAAGCUGGGAGACUUUGGCUUGUCCAGAUAUAUAGAAGAAGAGGAGUAUUAUAAAGCCUCUGUGACUCGAUUACCCAUCAAAUGGAUGGCUCCAGAGUCCAUCAACUUCAGACGGUUUACCUCGGCGAGUGAUGUCUGGAUGUUCGCAGUGUGUAUGUGGGAGAUCAUGAGUCGAGGUCAGCAGCCGUUCUUCUGGCUGGAGAACAAGGACGUGAUCAACCAGUUGGAGCAGGGGGUUCGUCUGCCCAAACCCGAGCAGUGCCCGCCCACCCUCUACUCUCUCAUGACCCACUGCUGGGCCUACGUCCCUCGCGAGAGACCCAGUUUCACUGAACUUGUGUGCAAGCUGAGUGAUCUCCACAAAAUAGAGACUCAAGAAGAGGUGGACCAGAAGCGAUACAGAGCACGCUCCAUGAAUACACUCUCAAGUAUACCUUUUACUGAUGCUCCACCUAAGCCAUCAAGAAUAAAAGCAUCAGGCUUUAACACUCUCGGUCCACGGCUACAUUAUCAGGAACGGGGGUUUUUGGAACCCAGCAGUAAGGAAGAUGCCCAGCAACUGUGGGAAUUGGAGCGACAGCAUGUGCAGGAGACUUUAAAGAGACAGAAACAGGAAAUGCUGGAGGACAACCAGUGGCUGGAGAAAGAAGAGAAGCUUCUGGAUCCAUUUGCCAAUGAUGACACAAUGGCCAAAGUGAUGUCAGAAAACGAGACAGACCAAGCUGAUUUCCAAGGUCCCCCAGAGAAGCCCCCACGGGUGUUCGCUCAGCCGGCUCCCACAGCAGAACUGGACCGUACAGAUGAUCUGGUCUACCAUAAUGUCAUGGAGAUGGUGAAGGUGGUGGUACAGCUAAAGAAUGAUGUCAACACAUUACCGGCCUCCGAGUACGUCAACGUUGUGAAGUCGGUAGGGAUGACACUGCGCAGUCUAAUCCACAGUGUGGAAGAGAUUCUACCAACUCUUCAUGAGUCCAUCAGAUCUGAGAUUGAAGGAACUCAGAAGCUGUUGAAUAAAGAUCUAGCCGAGUUGAUCAGUAAGAUGCGUCUGGCUCAGCAGAACUCCAUCACUUCUCUGAAAGAUGAGUGUAAGAAACAGAUGCUGGCCGCUGCUCACACACUCGCCAUGGACUCCAAGAACCUCCUGGACGCUGUGGACCAGGCCAGAGUACGAGCCAAUGUAGCCAAACCCCUCACACCGUAGAUCUGAUCUCUGGAUGCUGGACGGGUGUGUUAAUCCAAUGGGUAGAAUGGAGGAUGAAUUCAAUUAUAAAUUACCUGGCACAACUUGCUUUAUUUAUGCUUAUUAAUGAUUCUGAAAGCAGUGCUUUCAGCAUUGUUGUGAAAUUGAGAAUUAUGCUUGUGGUCAUUUUUAUUUCAAAAGUCAGUUUGAUGUCUGCAAUGUUUGUGGAAAUAAAUGACAAACUUGUGCAGUUUUGUCAUUUCCAAGCAUUUUUACUCUAAACAUCAACAAAUAUAUAUUUCUAGAAAAUAAAUGUAUAAUCAUUUUAAUAUGCAUCUCUAUAUAGUAUAGCUAAUUUUUAAUCACAAAAAUGCCCAAUUAAUUAAUAUUUUAGUAUUAUCUCUGCCUCUUACUAGUCUUGCAUAUUUACAAUAAGUUACAGGGUUCCUGCACUUCAUGUACAAUGAAAUUUCAUAUUGUUUCUAGUUGUUUGUGAUGACUGGAUAAGGAUUUAAAAAAUAUACCGUAUAUAUAUAUAUAUAUACUGUAUAUACACACAUAUACUGUAUACACUGAACUUUCCUCAUUGAAUAAGUUAGUUUAAACAUGAACUUGGAAAUAUUAUGUCAAUUCUACAUAAAUACUCAAUUUAAACGUAAAAAAUAAUGCAUUAGUUUAUAAGUAAAUAUUAUUUAUGAUUGUUAUGUUUAAAACGUGUCAUUUAUAAUAAUCUAAAGAAUUAUGCCUUGUAAUAUUUAUUCACUAAUUUGAGUAAAUUUCACAGGAAAUAAAAUAAUUAAAUUGUACUUUUCGAAGCUGGUGUUCCCAGCAUGUGGGCUUGAAUAAUUAAUGAGCUUGCAUGGUUUCAGUAUUUGCAAGUUUAUUUACACCAUUUUUAUUGUUGAAUUUGUUGUUACGUAUGGUAACUUCUUAUUUUCUGAAGUUUAUUUUGUACUUUGUAAUUAUCUGUUCAUGAUUUAAAAGAAAAAGAAAUCUGUUUGUUACGGUCAUCGUGUUUUGUGAACCAAGUGUUGAGGUCUGCGUGAUCAGCUCUGUUUCAUUAUUUUAUUGCCUAUUAAGCAAGGUGAUGUUGUCUUAUAGACUACAUAGCAUGCAUUAAGUUUCCCUGUGGAAGGCAAGGAAAGUAAAAAUGUGAAAAGUAAUUAAAUGUUUAUCUUGAAAUUUUACUAAGUAUAUUUAAGUACCACGUACAUCAGAUUUAUAAGUAAAAGUUACUGUUUUAACUGAAAUGUUUAAGUUAAAUGUACUCACUUUAAUAAAUAUUAUGUCAUGAAGUUAAGUAGAGUGUAUUAGUUUUAUACCAUUCAAAUGUACUAAAAUCUUGUAUUCAAAUGAAAUAAAACUGUGCAAAAACUUGCGGGAAAAAAAAUUA